AUGGUGGUGGAUAUAAGCUCGCCGAUCAACCUGGUGAGUGACUUUAGCUCGGGCCUGUUUGCUAAAACUCCCAGCGAAGAGAGCGGUGGGGGCGGUAGAGCCGGGGGAACACCUCCGCUUACCGCCUCCUCUCUCUCCCAGGACUCCAGCAAUCCUCAGAUUUCACCUGGUCCAGGAGGGUUUAUGGGGCGGUCUUCCGUGGGUACGUUCAUCAGGCAGCAACCGUUGACGUCGUCAGGUAGCAGCAGCGUGGACAGCAGUCGAGGUAGCAAAACGUCGACCACCGCUCCUCGAUUGGACUACCGUAGCAUGGUCUCUGUCGAAGAUAUGCCCGAGCUGUUUGUCAGUUUCGAC
This is a messenger RNA of Heterotrigona itama, 354 nucleotides long. The record is from the annotation of a GenBank genome assembly. Lineage: Eukaryota; Metazoa; Arthropoda; Insecta; Hymenoptera; Apidae.